CACAGACUCACUCCUCAUACACGGCUCGACUCUCCCCAUCUCCCUCCCUCCCGUACUCGAGUAGUCACCCCUGCAGCAGAUUGCUAAGCAUGCCCAUCAGGCCGCCCGACGCAUUGGCGUCCUUGACGCCAAACACGUCCCCCUUGAUGACCUCCAGGUACCUCGCGAAUGAGGGGUCUCGCCUGAGCACCAGCUGGUACUUGGUCUGCACCAUCAGGAAGAAAUCCCAGUCGUUGAGCCGGCACGCCUCGGCAAGCAGAUAGGCAGCCUGGAGGGCCGGCGGGAGGCCGGGGUCAUCCAGGUCAGACCCGAUAAGUGAUUCGACGAAUGUAACUGCGGUGGGAAUGUCGUUCAUGGAGAGGACCAUGAGGGUGGUGCGGAGGGGGAAGAGCGGCGCCUCGCUGGGGUAGGCCUCGGGCUGCCACUCACGCACCAUCGCCGCCAGGUCACAGCCGUCCUUGCCAAACACCAAAUGAAGCUGCACGUACCGUACGUACGCGACACACAGCACAAUCGACUGAUUCUUGACCAGUCUCUCUCUGUGUCGGUGUGUGUUCGUGUUGCCGCCUACCUGAGCACUCCCGAAGUCCUUCUCUGCCCAGUAUGCCUUGCCGGCUGCCGUGUGUAGCAUCGGGUGGCCAUUCGGGUAGGGGCUCUCCGCCCCCUCCUGCCCCUCGAGUGGUGUUGUCGACGUCCACUUGAUGGCCUUGUUGAUGAAGCGGUACUUCUCCUUGGUCGAGUGGGGCGGGCAGGCCUGGAACAGGGCCACGAUCGUCUCUAAUCGCUCGGCGGUGACGCAGGGCAGCCUGUCGGCCUCCUCUUUCCAGAGGUCGAUGAGUGUGAUGGCCAGAUCUGCGGUCAGGCCGUACUGCUCCUUGGCGGCAAACUUGAGGGCGAAGUCGGCGCACAGCGAGGCCGCCUCGUCCCUCUUACCGCGGGCUGUGAGGCGGGAGAUGUAGCUGGUGAGCACCUGGUGCGCGUCGUAGAACUGGCCGCGAUUGAUGCGCUUGUCAAUGUUGGCUGCGGUUGUCAUGCUGCUUCGCUGGCUGAUUGGAUUGGAUUGGUGGCUAUCUUGAUGCAUUCAUUCGAAG
Molecule: messenger RNA, 1091 nt
Organism: Vitrella brassicaformis
Lineage: Eukaryota; Vitrellaceae
Source: the annotation of a GenBank genome assembly